Alligator mississippiensis (American alligator) is the source of this 1505-nucleotide messenger RNA. RefSeq names its product neurogenin 2 (gene NEUROG2). The coding region runs from base 1 to 627 and encodes 208 amino acids. The record is from RefSeq and is a predicted model, not a curated record. The transcript has a single exon. Gene Ontology annotation, molecular function: protein dimerization activity. NCBI's taxonomy places the organism in Eukaryota, Metazoa, Chordata, Crocodylia, Alligatoridae.
AUGCUGGUGCAGGAGCUGAAGGAGGACGAGGAGCUGCUGCUGCUGAGCCUGGCGUCGCCCGCGUCGCCCAGCGCCGGCGAGGACGAGGGCGAGGCCGAGGAGGACGAGCCGCCCGCGCCCUGCCCGGCCCGGCUGCAGCGGCGGCGGCGGCGGCGCGGGGCGGCGCCGGGCCCGGGGGCGCGGGCGGCCGAGACGGCGCAGCGCCUCAAGCGCAGCCGGCGCCUCAAGGCCAACAACCGCGAGCGCAACCGCAUGCACAACCUCAACGCGGCGCUGGACGCGCUGCGCGACGUGCUGCCUAGCUUCCCCGAGGACGCCAAGCUCACCAAGAUCGAGACACUGCGCUUCGCGCACAACUACAUCUGGGCGCUCAGCGAGACGCUGCGCCUGGCCGACCGCUGCGCCCUGCUCCCCGCGCACGGCCACGGCCCCGCCGCCAGCCCCGCGCCCGCGCCCGCCUGGACCCGCGCCGCCAGCCCCGCUGCCUCCGCCUCCGCCUCUGCCUCCCCCUACAGCUGCACUUUAUCGCCCGCCAGCCCGGCCGGCUCCGCCUCGGACCUGGACUAUUGGCAGCCCGAGCAGCCGCGCUACGCGCCCCCACGGGCGCUGGCCCGGGAGUGCGCCUGAUCCGGCACCCCCGGGCACCCCCACGCCCCCUCUGCACCCUCCCACUGCCUAUAUGCCCCUCUUGCACAGCCCAGCACCCCCUGCACCCCCCCUACACAGCACACGUACCCUGCGCACCUGUGCACGCGCCCCUCAUGCACACCCUAACACCCCCACGCACAGCAUAUGCACCCCAUGCAACCCCCACACACCCUGCACACCCUCACAUGCACACCCAAACACCCAUCCCCCUCACAGCGUGCACACCCUGUGCACCCACACCCCUCACGCACUCACCCCCCCACCAUGCACACAUGCUAACCCCCCCUGCGUGCGCACACGCUAUGCACACAUGCACGUCACCCCCAUACACACCAUGCACACAUACACACCCUGCACACUCCCCAUACACACACCUUACCCACACAUGCAUGCACAUCCCUGAUAUGCCCCGCACACACGCCAUGCACACAAAUGGACCCCCCAUGCACCAUACAUGCACGCACACAUACCAUGCAUGCAACCCCCACACAUAAGCACACCCCAACUACAACCCUUCCCCCAAACCAUACAACCCCCCCAUGCACACCCACACCUUACAUACACACACCAUACACAUGCAUGCUUGCACACACUCCCUACACCUCCCCCCACACACAUACAGCAUGUACACACCCACACCCUACACACCCACCCUACACACGCGCACCCCAUGCCCCCUUCCUCCCCACAGAGGCGCAGUGCUGUCUGUCCCUGCCAUCUGGCUGCUGUUUCUAUUCGCGCCCUUGCAAUAAUGUCACUGGGGCUGGCUGUGUAGCAGUUUCUCAGAGAGGCUGGAACCAUGGGCGAGGCUCCCCCUUGAGCAGGCUCUAGAUAGGGUUAGGAGCAGCCCCCCCCCC